Paecilomyces variotii is the source of this 436-nucleotide messenger RNA. RefSeq lists its product as hypothetical. NCBI's taxonomy places the organism in Eukaryota, Fungi, Ascomycota, Eurotiomycetes, Eurotiales, Thermoascaceae. The transcript has a single exon. The record is from RefSeq and is a predicted model, not a curated record. The coding region runs from base 122 to 436 and encodes 104 amino acids.
CCCUUCAACUCCGGGGACAGUAUCAUCCCCGGAUGGUGGCUGUCCCUGUAAGACCAUGACAGCACCAUCUUCGCCUGAAGAAAUACGAAGCUGGUGAAACGCUCUACAAAAUCCUAUCUCCAUGUAUUAUGCCGACUGCUCCGUUCACACCGCGGAAAUUACAAGAGCAUGUCUUAUCCUCUCCAAAAUACAGGGUUUAAGGUUUACGGAUAAUCCAACUCUUACUGGACGAUGGUGCUUCUAUGUCAACCUUCCGCUGGGUGCGGUCCCUGCUACCGUGCUAUUGUUCUUUCGAGGAAGUGAAGAUGGGGGCAAAGUUAGCUUCAUCGAUCAGCUGAAACAGAUGGAUCUCUUCGGAUCUCUGGGGGUGUCGGUGAAGAAGGGGACGGAGGAAAGUACCGGAUCUGCAUAUAAUAGGGUAUUGACCAUUCCUUGA